AGCCCCCAGGGUUCGGGGGCCGCGGCGGCGGGCGAGGCGAGGGAACAUGGCCGCCCUGACGACGGUGGUGGUGGCGGCCGCGGCCACGGCGGUAGCCGGGGCUGUGGCGGGGGCGGCGGGCGGGAGCGGCGCGAGGGCGGCAUCGGCGCCGCAACAGAAUGAUGGUGGCUGCAGCGCUGCAAGCGGAGUUCGUCCUUUUCAGCUGCAAAGCUGGAAACAGAAAGUUAGUCGCACUAAGAAAGCAGAAUUUGUACGUACUGCAGAGAGACUGAACAAUCAAAUUAUUAUCAUAGAAAAAGAUAAAUGCAAUCAUUUCUACAACCAAAAAGGUGACUUGAGGAUUGAGCGUAGUAUGCUGGAAGAAUUGGAAAAUAAAUUGAUUAACAGCAGGAAAACAGAAAGAACAAAAAUCCAACAACAGUUGGCCAAAAUAUAUAACAAUGUAAAGAAACUUCAGCAUCAGUUAAAAGAUGUGAAACCUACACCUGAUUUUGUUGAAAAGCUCAGAGAAAUGAUGGAAGAAAUUGAAAAUGCAAUUAACACUUUUAAAGAAGAGCAGAGGUUGAUAUAUGAUGAGCUUAUUAAAGAAGAGAGGACAGCUAAUAAUGAGUUGACCGCGAUAUCAAAAAAAAUUGACACGUGGCCUUUGGGCAAUUUAGAGAAGGAUAAGGCUCCCAGGGCAGCCUCAAGCAGAGUUCCAGGGGACAAGGGACUACCUAGCACCCUUCCAGAAGAAGUCGUGGACUUUGAGAAGUUCCUGCAGCAGACAGGAGGCCGCCAGGGCGGCUGGGAUGAGUACGAUCAUCAGAACUUUGUGAAGGUGAGAAGCAGACACCAAGGGAAGCCUGCGUUUGUGGGAGCAGCUCUCGAGCACCUCCCAGGAAGAACGCAGGAGGAGGUGCAGCAGCAUGAGCAGUGGUACCAGAAGUUCCUGGCUCUGGAGCAGAGAAAAAGAGAGUCUAUUCAGAAUUGGAAAACUCAAAAACAGCAAAAAAAGGAGGAAAUUUUCAAGUUAAAGAAGAAGGCAGACAACAUGCCUGUGCUUUCCCAUGAUGAAGGUGAAGACAGUCCAAACCGGGAGGAGGCACAAAGAAAGAAGCAGAAAUUGGCAGUUGACGCUUGGAAGAGACAGAAAAGUCUAGAAUUGUCCAUGAAACAUGCUUCCCGGUUAAAAGAAGAAGAAGAGAAACAGAAGCAGCAGCAGAAAGCGCGCCAGCGUCAGUUUAAACUGAAGCUGCUGCUGGAAGGCUACACCCAGCAGAAGAAAGAGCAGGAGGAAUUGUUGAGGCUUGAAAAGGAGCUGAGGGAAAAGGCAGAAAGAGCAGAGAAAAGAAAAACAGCUGCUGAUGAAAUUUCCAGGUUUCAAGAAAGAGAUUUACAAAAACUUGAAUUGAAAAUUUUAGACAGACAAGCGAAGGAAGAUGAAAAGGCAGAAAAGCAAAGAAGACUGACGAAAUUAAAAGAAAAGGUUGAAAACCACGUUGGGAGAGAUCCCACAAGGCUUCAUAGACCUACCAAAGGCUGGGAAGAACGAAUGAAAAAGACUGGACCAACUGGCUGUGGGCCACUGCUGCACAUCCCACACAGAGCUGUUCCAACGUGGAGACAGGGAUUGUAGGGAGUAGGGCAUGGUGAAAUCGGUGUUGAGCUGAAGAGAACGCUACACUGUGUGGUUAUGCCAGCAGAAGGGCA
This is a messenger RNA of Ochotona princeps (American pika), 1692 nucleotides long. RefSeq names its product coiled-coil domain containing 112 (gene CCDC112). Lineage: Eukaryota; Metazoa; Chordata; Mammalia; Lagomorpha; Ochotonidae. The record is from RefSeq and is a predicted model, not a curated record. The transcript is spliced from 10 exons. Bases 47 to 1618 code for a protein of 523 amino acids.